AUGGAAAAACAUCUUAGUCCCGUUGAUGGUGACUGCGAGGAAGUAGAGAGAAGCUGCUCUUUUGAGCAAAUCGGAUGUGAAAAGACUACGAAGGUUUGCUUUUGGUAUUUAUCUUUCAGAAUUACACGCUGAGGGUGCACUUUGUGAACCGGCAGCAUCCCACGAGCUGCUCUACUUGCCCCCUAACAUGUGAGGGCGCAGCUGGUUUUGGCAGUUCAUAUCUAACUAUAGUAACCAUUCCUUUCUGUAGAAAAUGAGGUAUUCAGAGGCAAAGAAACACAACCAGAUAUGUUCCGUAUUUCAUCUGAAUCUGCUGCUAAAUUUCGUUCUCCGUCUCGAGAAGCACUUAAAGCAAGUUGUCGGUACGUCUGCAGCAUGGGUUGGUAGUGGCGCUAAUGACUGGACGAGGGGAUCGGAAAGGCUCGUUUCCGAAGCAAUAUCAAAAAUAGAUACAGCUGUAAGAGAGACAACAGAUUUGCGCCAGAAACUGGUGGAACAAGGCCAAAGACUUGCCUUACUGGAAGGAAGGGUUAGAACUGCUAAAGACAUACCAAUGGCAUCAAAUUCCGUUAUGUUGUUGCCUCAGAAUUUGCCUGGGGACAUUUCAAGAAGACUCACUAACGCUGAAAAUGGAAGUGGUAACAUAGAAUUCCUCAUGGGCGAAACAGUUCGAGAGAUAAACGAUGUCAAGCAAGAGGUAAAAGAUUGUCUAUCUUUUUUUCUCCACAUAAUUUCCCUUCAUAUUAACAAACGAUUGACCUCUCCUGAAAAUUUGGUCACAGAAUUAUGUCCCAAAACUGUGACAUUUUUUCUGGCCUUGAUUUUGCCGACUGUUACUCAACUGAUCUGGAAUGCAGAGUUAAUAUCAAGUUUCUUAGUAUUAACACCCAAUAGAGAAUGGCUUAUUCUCUCUUGCUCAUUCUCUCUUGUAACACACUCUAAUGUGGGUGUAAAAUCUGGGAGUCCGGGAAGUGUUUGUCGCUUUUCUGGGUAAGUUAAUGAUGGAAUUCUGUAUGGUGCAUUAAUAGAGACUCACCUUUUAAGAAUAGUGCAGGUGUAGAUUCUAAGUCUGAUGUCAAUGUGUGCGCAAUCCGGGGUAACAUUGUUUGGACAAUGUGUCAUUAUUACCAUAGAGAAACUGAGCUGGAGAAAUUCCUUUUGCGGUUUUACUAAUAGAUGAAUGAUUCGUUCUUCUCCUUGACCCAUCACUGCUUCCUUUACACUAAUCUUUCACUAAUUGGCUAAAUUACAGAUUCACUGUUUAACACCCUAAUGAAUGACUGACUGACUGGCUAACUCUUUGACAUUCACAGUUUGAUCUAUUGAUUAGAUAUCCUCUCUUCGGGGUCAAGUGGACGAAAGUGUAAACAGCGUAAGGCGACUUGAAAGACGAAUUGAAUCCAUAGAGCACAAUUUGGCACUCAGGAACGUAACUGUACAAGACAUCGAGGAACAUGUACGACAAGAACAGUUCUCUACCUAUGAUGGCAUAUUACUCUGGAAGGUCACAGAAGUCGCUCGUCGCACAGAAGAAGCGCGUUCUGGACGGCAAUCCUCCAUUUAUAGCCCGUGCUUCUACACCAGUCGCCAUGGCUACAAAAUGUGUGCCAGGCUGUAUUUGAACGGAGAUGGCAUGGGCAAAGGAACACAUCUUUCGUUGUUUUUCGUUCUCAUGCGUGGUGAGUUCGAUGCACUUCUCCGUUGGCCAUUCCGACAGAAGGUCACUAUGAUGUUGAUGGACCAAGACAACGUGGAGCACGUGAUCGAUGCCUUUAGGCCUGACCCAAGGAGCACCUCCUUUCAAAGGCCAAGGCGACAGUCAAACAUUGCCAGUGGAUGUCCAAAUUUCUGCUCGCUGUCUGACUUAAAUAGUCACGCCUACGUAAGAGAUGAUACAAUGUUUAUAAAAAUCAUUGUUGACACCACUGAUAUUUAG
Messenger RNA from Porites evermanni, 1936 nucleotides. NCBI's taxonomy places the organism in Eukaryota, Metazoa, Cnidaria, Anthozoa, Scleractinia, Poritidae. The record is from the annotation of a GenBank genome assembly.